GUUGCUACCUCCUUGUUUGCCUCUUCCGGCUCCCUAAGUUCAAGCCAACGGACAAAGAAGAUCUCUGUUUUUGGCAUGAGCAGCCCAUUUACGACUUCUGCACACACCCACCAACUGCUUACCGCGCCUAAUCCAGCCAGUAGUGUCUUCGCUUUUAGCUCUGCUCCAUCUUCACCCGAACGCGAACGGCUUAUGUGA
Molecule: messenger RNA, 198 nt
Organism: Protopolystoma xenopodis
Lineage: Eukaryota; Metazoa; Platyhelminthes; Monogenea; Polystomatidea; Polystomatidae
Source: the annotation of a GenBank genome assembly